AUGAUAAAGCAAGAAAGAAUUGAGCAACUUAAUAAUUUACCAUUUGCACCUGUUCCAGCCAUAUUACCAAUAUUAUAUCUGAACUCACGAAAUGUAUGUGCUAUAUAUAAAUCAAAUGGAAGUACAUACGCACUAGUUCCGUGUGGUCAUCGAGCCCUAUGUAAGGAAUGUAAAGAGUUAUUGGAGCAACAACGCUGCCCCAUAUGCUCACAACCAUUUGAUACCAUAUUAAGAAUUUGGGAUGCAUAA
Messenger RNA from Macrosiphum euphorbiae (potato aphid), 249 nucleotides. The record is from the annotation of a GenBank genome assembly. Lineage: Eukaryota; Metazoa; Arthropoda; Insecta; Hemiptera; Aphididae.